Messenger RNA from Cryptomeria japonica (Japanese cedar), 567 nucleotides. RefSeq lists its product as uncharacterized. The coding region runs from base 1 to 567 and encodes 188 amino acids. The transcript is spliced from 2 exons. The record is from RefSeq and is a predicted model, not a curated record. NCBI's taxonomy places the organism in Eukaryota, Viridiplantae, Streptophyta, Pinopsida, Cupressales, Cupressaceae. Gene Ontology annotation, molecular function: nucleic acid binding; RNA-DNA hybrid ribonuclease activity.
AUGGAAUCACAAGGUCGUGGGGCAUCCUCUUUGGAUGUCAUUGAUGGUGGGGUUGUUGAAGUUGUGCAAGAAUAUCAUGUUGAAACCCCUAAAGUGCAUGAGCAUGGGCCUCGAGUUGCUAUUUUUGGUGAUAGCAUUCUGGUUACCAAAUCUGGUGACUCCUCUGAUAAGGCCAUGCCUACUUCAUCACCUAUUGAUGCUAGGGUUUUGCCGCUCGCUGGUUCUGGUGCAACUAUGUCUAUCAGGCCUACUAAUGGGUUGUUGAGGGCUAAUCUUCAGAGACAAGGCCUAUCAAUCCCUGAGUGGACUCUGUCUGAUAAGGGGUGGAUUAAGAUCAAUUUUGAUGGUGCAUCGAGGGGCAAUCCAGGGCCUUCGGGUGUUGGGGUGAUUGCCCGCGAUGUUCGGGGAAACACUCUAGCCAUUGGUGCUAAGAGAUUGGUGGAUGGAACGAACAACGUGGCUAAGUGUCAAGCAGCGUUAGAAGCAAUCCUAAUGGCUGGGAAAUUGGGGGUCAAGAAACUUCAUUUGGAAGGUGACUCUCAGGUUGUGGUGAAUGGGAUAGCUUGA